Messenger RNA from Oryzias melastigma (Indian medaka), 756 nucleotides. RefSeq names its product vitelline membrane outer layer protein 1 homolog. NCBI's taxonomy places the organism in Eukaryota, Metazoa, Chordata, Actinopteri, Beloniformes, Adrianichthyidae. The record is from RefSeq and is a predicted model, not a curated record. The coding region runs from base 43 to 675 and encodes 210 amino acids. The transcript is spliced from 3 exons.
CUCCACAGUUACGGUCCAGCAGAAUCCUUUCCUACAGUUAGAAUGUCGGGUCUGCUCGCCACCGUGGCCAUGCUGGCCGUGCUGUCCUUCGGGGUUUGUGAGGAGAAGGUCUUCCUGCAGCGAGCAGGAACGGCCUUCAACAGCAGAAAGUACCGAUCUGUGCUGAACGUGACCAACGGAGAGCGCUUCGGAACCUGGACCUGGCCCGAGAUGUGUCCGGAAGACUACUUUGUAGUUGGAUUCAGUGUUCGGGUGGAGUCAAACCAGUACGGAGGAGACGACACCGCCCUGAACGGGAUCCGCCUCAUCUGCUCCAAAGACGAGAACCGGAACUUCCUGUACUACGUUGAAUCACAUACUGGACACUUCGGUGAGUGGUCUCACCCUCAGUACUGCCCCGCCGGCAUGCUCACCUCCUUCCAGCUGCGCGUGGAGCCCUACCAGGGGCUUUUCGGAGACGACACGGCCGUCAACAACAUCAAGUUCCGCUGCAGCAGCAACCCCACGCUGGAGGCUCCCGGCAUGACCUGGGGGGAGUACGGCCACUGGAGCCAGGACUGUCAGGGAGGAGGAAUCUGCGGCAUCGAGACCAAGAUGGAGGAGUACCAGGUUGGCCUGGACGACUCCAGCCUCAAUGAUGUGCGCUUGUUCUGCUGCGACAAACAUGAGCAAUGAAUAGGUAAACGGAAAGUCAAUAUCUAGUCUCUUUAACCUCUUCAGAACCUGAGAAAAUGUUAAAUAAAUGCUUAAACUGUA